Molecule: messenger RNA, 2006 nt
Organism: Carassius gibelio (silver crucian carp)
Lineage: Eukaryota; Metazoa; Chordata; Actinopteri; Cypriniformes; Cyprinidae
Gene: ccdc166
Product: coiled-coil domain containing 166
Exons: 8
Coding region: 553-1410 (285 amino acids)
Source: RefSeq, a predicted model, not a curated record
AGCAUCCGCAUCAAAGGAUGAAAUCAUUCUGUUAUGUUAUAAGAGUUGCAGUUAUGUAAUCUGCUACUUAAAGUGAUCGAGUUUAUCAAAAAGCGUCGAAAACGACUUCUGAAAGUAAUUCAAAGCACAUUAUUUCAGUAAUUAUGAGUCCAGUAAAUCUGAUAAAAACUUGCAUUAGCCCAUUAUAAUAAAAUACUUUAUGGAAAAAAAUACAUAUUAGCUUAUAAUAUACGGGCAUGGCAACCCAGACUCCAGUAGAGCAUAUCGUGCCAUCUAGUGGCCAGCGUGUGUCUGUGUCACAUCAACAUAACACAUUUCAAACAAUGCUCUUCGCAUUUGAUUUUCUGAAAUAACAUUUAAUUAUGCUUGAUUAUGAAUCGCGUACGAUUUUAUUUAAUUAAAAAUCAUCAAAACAAACGUGUAUACAUGUAUGCUAUGAAUCUGGCUCCUUCGGCGAAUGUUAUUUAUGGUUGUCUUGGUUACACGGUGCAACCGACUUCGGGAGCGGAAAAGAAUGAAGAACUGACGUUAGACUGACUCGGUGUUUUCAGGAUGUCGUCAAAGAAGAGAAGCGAGUCAAAGAGCCAGCAGGACGCAGAUGUCUCGGCGGAGAGCGAUGGACAGGAUGAGAGACAGAGGCUGUUACACAGAGAAUAUGAGACCCUAACUGAAAACCUAUGCACGCUGAAGAGGAGAGUUGAACAAAAACGAAAAGAAAAUGAAUUUCUUCAGAUUGAGAUAGCUCAGAGCCGCAUUGAAAGUAAAGAGUACAUGUCAUAUAUGUCUAAAAGAGCAGAGAAGAGGCAGAAUGCAAUAUUGAAUUUAAAUGAUCAGAGUCACAAGGAACUUGAGGAGCUCCAGAGACAGAGACAGAACAUGCAGGACAAACAUGAGGAGCAGAGCAGUGAGCUGCAGAUGGAAAUCCUGCAGAUGGAAAAUCAGCUGGCUCUGCUAAAUAGUGAAAUUGCAGACAUGAAAGAGGUUAAGACUCUAAAAGAGCAGCAGUCAUGUCGUAUCACUGAGCUGGAGCGGGAGUUGUCUACCAUGCAGUGUCAUCAUUCAGAGUCUCUGGUGGCUCUCAAGGCGGACUUCAUUAAAAAGAAGAAGAGCUGUGAGCAACAGGCAGAAGACACUGUGCAUGCUCUCACUAUAUCAGCCAGUAAGGAGGCAUCUCACUCCCUGAUGUCCUAUAUAAAUAAAGUGUUUCAGGAGAAAAAAAGCCUGCAUGAGGAGUAUAAAUUCCUUUUCCAGAGAGCUCUAGCUCUACAAAAACAGCAGGACGCUCUGCAGACUCAUCGACAGCAACUGCUGCUGGAGCAAAAGUGUAUGCAGAAGAUUCAUGCCCAGCGUAUUUCCCUACAUUCAAAAUACGCAACACCAGCCGGUGCAAACAAUACUGAACACCCCUAGAGGGACCAUCAGUAAGAACUGGAGACAGUUCAGUUACAACAGUUGCUUUCAAUAAACAUAUGAAGAUUACUGUAUGACUCAAGAGAAGUAUUUGCUGAAGUGAGAAAAAACUUUGCUUAUUGACCUCUUUACUAUCUCAGCAGGUCAAAAUACUGAAAAAGCAAAGACUGGUCCAAUAUUUUGAAAAUGAAUAUGUCAGAAAUUCAUAUAGAAAAAGGUGUUUCAAUAGGCAACAGUUCUGUUGGUGCUUUUUUCUCAAAUCUUGUUAAAUUCCUCAAAUUGUAUACCAUACGAUUUAUUACAUAGUAACUAAAACAGUUCAAGCAUUUUUCUAAUUUUCUUUUUUUUCUGUUAUGCUAAAGAAAGUCAUACAGGUUUGGAUCAAGAGAGGUUGAAUAAAUUAUUGCAGAAUUGUAUUUUAUUGGUACAUUUUCUAUUUGCUGGCUUGAAUAAACCUCACCUAAAGAUGAAUAUAAGUGCUCCGAAACUGAAAAUAUAAGUAGCAUAUAGAUUUAUCAGUCAUAAAGUAGUAGCAAAGCAUUACUGAUCUAUUUGCAUUAACAAAGAUUUAUUGCACAAACCAAGUGACAUUUUAA